Messenger RNA from Ictalurus furcatus (blue catfish), 943 nucleotides. It is a transcript of the gene atraid, whose product is annotated as all-trans retinoic acid-induced differentiation factor. Gene Ontology annotation, biological process: positive regulation of osteoblast differentiation. Lineage: Eukaryota; Metazoa; Chordata; Actinopteri; Siluriformes; Ictaluridae. The coding region runs from base 17 to 709 and encodes 230 amino acids. The transcript is spliced from 7 exons. The record is from RefSeq and is a predicted model, not a curated record. Gene Ontology annotation, cellular component: intracellular membrane-bounded organelle.
AGGUGGGGGGGGAAACAUGACAGCUGGGGUCAGCAUUUUUGCCUUUUCUGUUGUAUGUUUAUUUAGCGUUUUAGUUAUUUUAUCACGUGUUUACGUCGACUGUCAGCUCACUGAUGCUCAGUUAUGCCACAUGUGUGAAGGAGCUAUACAGAACCACAGCGCUGUGUGGAGGUUCUGCCUAUCAGAAGGCAGGAUUGAGGGUCGGUGCUGUUUACAGGAUGAAGAGGAAAACAUUCUGGGGCUGGAUUUAUCUAAUUGUUCUCUGAAUCAAGUGGAGGAUCUCCAUGUAGCUUCUGCUGCAGUUAUCGUAGACCUCUCAAGCAACCCUAUUUCCAACAUGAGUGAUUUUAUAUUCCAAGGUUUUAAUUAUCUCAGCCAUCUUAUACUGCCCAGAAAACUGGACUGUCCUGGUGGCAACACAUCAUGGGACAGAGUGGACGUUAACCAUGAUACCCGGCUCUGUGAAGGACAGAGGAAUGCCUGCAAUCAAACUGGGCAGAUGUCCUUGGAUUGUCCUGGGAACUCUAUCUGCAUGCCUUAUGGACCAGGAUUCGUUCAGUGCAGCUGUACCCACAACUUCCAUGGAUACAAGUGCCUACGAGAGGGCCAUUUUCCUAUGCUGGAAGUCAUGGCAGUAUUAGGUGGGUCCACAGUUGUUGUUUCAAUCUUACUAUGGAUCACCCAAAGGCGAAAAGUAAAAGGCACUUGAGUUCUUGUGUCAUCUGGGAGCUGGAAGAAAGCUGUAAGAAACACUGAACAAAACACAUUGUGUCAAAGGGAUACAAUGUCUGAAUAGAGAAAUGCAUUCUAUACAGUUCUCUGUAUAGCCACUAAUAUUGGCACUCUUGGUAAUGAGAGCAGAGUAUUUUUCUGAAUGGUUUUAACAAAAGAUCAAAAGGUUAAACAAUAAAGAAUUUUUCACAGCCUUCUUUGCCAAUAUUAG